GUAGUUCCCACCGUUCAUGAUUCAGUUCAUUAAUAAAUACAUAGUUCGGUGUCAUGGCGGAACCCGCAGCGUGUCCUGCCUUCCAGCUCGGGAGACCCCGGUACGAGCAGGGCUCCUUCCUCGGCCGGAUGAGACACGUCCUCGACAUCAUUGACCCCAGGACCCUGUUUGUGUCCGAGAAACGAUUGGAAGAAUGCGUGAAACUGCUUGAGGACUACAAACAUGGCGAUCUCCCACCGGGAGUGUCCGAUCUUCAGCUGUGGGAAGCCCAGAAGAUCAAGCAGGCCAUCAUUCACCCCGACACAGGAGAGAAGAUCUUCAUGCCGUUUCGAAUGUCAGGUUAUGUACCAUUUGGAACACCGAUUGUCAUUGGCCUUCUUCUUCCAAAUCAGACCUUGGUGUCUACCAUUAUAUGGCAGUGGCUGAACCAGAGUCAUAACGCCUGUGUGAAUUUUGCCAAUCGCAACGCCACAAAGCCAACACCAACAUCCAAGUUUCUUCAGGGGUAUGCCGGAGCUGUGGGCAGCGCCGUUUCUAUUGCAGUGGGUCUGAAUGUGCUGAUUCAGAAGGCCAACAAGCUUAGUCCUGCCACCAGAAUGAUAAUUCAGAGGCUGGUCCCCUUCCCAGCUGUAGCUAGUGCAAACAUCUGUAACGUGGGCCUGAUGAGACACAACGAGCUAUCGGAAGGCAUUGAUGUGCUGGACAACAAGGGCAACGUGGUGGGAUCCUCCAAAAUUGCUGCAAGACAUGCGAUCACGGAGACCGCCUUCACACGCGUGGUCCUGCCGAUGCCGAUCUUUGUCCUGCCCCCCAUCAUCAUGUCCUACCUGGAGAGAUCCAAAAAUAACUCCUGGCGUUGCAGCCAUCAUGUGGGAUGGAUCCACAGCGCAGGCUCACGUUUUCCUUUCUUCACUCUCUUGAAUCGUGUAGGCUGCGAUUCCUGCAGAGCAACCGCCGCUUGCUGCUGCCCGUCCACGGCCUCGUGUGCCUGGUUACCUUCGGCCUCUCGCUGCCCGUGGCCAUCAGCCUGUUCCCCCAGAUGUCUCAGAUUGAGGUGUCUUGCCUAGAGCCGGAGAUCGCCAUGGCAACAGAUUGCAAGGUGUUGACCUAUAACAAGGGUUUAUGAUGGAGGCCGCGGUGAGGACGGAGAUGAGGUCGGGGAGAAACUAGUGGGGUUGCUCCUGUCCACAGGGUUGAGAGUCUUUCUGCUGCCUGUAGAGCAUCAGUACUCACACAGGGUUGUUUUCUACUUCACGGUUGUCAAGAUCACACAAAUUAUCGAGCCAAGGUUUGAAAAGAAGAAGCUCUGUGUAUAGGAAUUAUGAUAUAUAUUUACUGUGAAAUCUGUUUUUUUGUAUUAAUGAAAUGAGUUGUACAAAGCGUUGUUUCCCACACUUGGCUGCUUUUCACCCAAUGACAAGGGUUUGAAUACAGUUGUAAUCUGCAAUAACAGGACCCUUCUGUCUCUUUAGCUGGCUCUCAACUGCGUCUCUUUUUAAAGUCCAAAUCUCAAAAAUGUGUGGUUUUCAACCUUUUUUAAAAAUCUUGUGAUCCAUAAAAAAAAGUUAUAUCAUCCUGUGACUUUCGUCACCUGUUGCAUAUAUACAAAUAUAGUUUUUAGAGACUGGAAGAGGAAAACUAUUGUCUUUCACAGGAAAAAAAGUGACGCUCAGGGAUGGGUUGAAAAAGAAAUUAUAUAAUUUAAUGCCGGUAAAAUGUUGAUUAGGUUAAUUAUUCUGAAAAUGCAUUUUGCGACCCCAAGAUUAGAACAUUCUCAUAUAUAUGUAUAUGGGCUGUCAGGGCUCUAGUCUGUUCUGUUGUAUUUUAUUGGAGACAGUGGACAAAAGGAAACACUGCACCAGAUAUAAUAUUUAUAUUUCUCACGUGAAGGAAGAGAAACCAUACUAAUCUGUAGCUGCACUGAUAAUAUAUUCUGUAUUCUGAGGACGACGAGGGAUUAAGGACUGAAUCCCUCUGUAAAUGUCUGUGGGACCACGUGGAGACCGUACUGUAGAUGUGUGAUAGUUUACACUGUUCAACAGGUAUUUCAACCUCAAUAAUGUGAAACAACAUACAGAAUUUUACUCUCUGGGCAUUUUGCUUCAUAACCAAACACUGUACACUAACCUUCUUUCCUAAAUUGUUGGAGUGACAUGUGACUCCACUACUGACUGUUUCUAUUGCUACUACUGUAUUCCUAAUGCUUUACUUUGUAAUUUAAAAAAUAUAUACAAGUAGAAACUAUAUAUUAUACUACUUAUUAUGAACUAAGUAUUUUUAAUUAUUUGUAUACUACUUCAAGUUUAUUAAAUGUUUGCUAGUCAAACAAUGUAAAACAUUUAUCUAUAUCAUCUAAAUAAUAAAUAUUAUUUCCACAUUUACUGGUUUUUGGUUGAACACUUUAUUUCCAGACAUUUCUGAGUAUUUAAGCUAUACAUUUUGCUUCAGCUGUUUAGUAUUGAUAUUUUUCAUUGAAGUUAAACAAGGAUCAUCAUGGUUUACACCAUUUAAAUUAUUUUUAAUUCUAAUUAUCAUUAGUAGCUGACUGUUUUGCACCUUAUUGGACGAAUGUGCUCUUCAGAGCUUUGAAGUAAUGUCCCCUUGGGAUUCAGAAGGAUUUUCACGAUUUAAAAUAUAAUUAUUAAGUAAUUAAUCAAGAAAAUAAUCAAAUCAAAUAACAACAUAUUGUAUCUUUAAGCUGCCAGUUAACUUGGGACCAGUGAAGGCAACAGUAAUUAUUAGUGUAUGCAUAUAUGUAUAUAAUAAUUCUCUUCUUUACUAAAUUAUAUUAUUUGUGAAUUGAGUAUCUUGAAUAUAAUUCUGACAGUUCUGGAGCUAGUGAUUGUAUGUGUACUCUGAUAUAUGUCUUUCAGCACACAACAUAUUUUACAUAA
This is a messenger RNA of Pseudoliparis swirei, 2894 nucleotides long. It is a transcript of the gene sfxn5b, whose product is annotated as sideroflexin 5b. Gene Ontology annotation, cellular component: mitochondrial inner membrane. The coding region runs from base 54 to 1067 and encodes 337 amino acids. Gene Ontology annotation, biological process: mitochondrial transmembrane transport; citrate transport; monoatomic ion transport. Lineage: Eukaryota; Metazoa; Chordata; Actinopteri; Perciformes; Liparidae. The record is from RefSeq and is a predicted model, not a curated record. The transcript has 14 exons. Gene Ontology annotation, molecular function: citrate transmembrane transporter activity; monoatomic ion transmembrane transporter activity.